AGAGAGGAAGUAAGGCUGAGCUUGCUGUAGAUGUUACAGAUUUCGACACAAGACGCUAACAGUACACGUUUGUACAGUUUAUUAGUCACGCGGAAAUAAGACACUUUUUGGCGGCGUUUAUUUGGACUUCCUCCAAAUUCCCCUCCCACUGCGAAAUUCAUAGCUCGAAGGGGAAAAGUUGCACAGUUUCCAACUGUUGAAGGCAGAGCGGAAGUGAGCUCGGAGAAAGCUAGGCGUCAGGAGCACGAGAGGUUGCUGCAGGAUCCGUGUGUUACCGGAGGACCGUCGAGAUGAGUGAGGAGAGGCCCGAGGUCGAGCUCUUCGUCAAGGCGAGAAGUGAUGGUCAGAGCAUUGGGAACUGCCCGUUCUCUCAGCGGCUCUUCAUGGUCCUGUGGCUCAAAGGCGUGACCUUUAAUGUGACCACCGUGGACAUGAAGAGGAAGCCAGACAUUCUCAAAGAUCUGGCUCCUGGCGCUCAGCCUCCUUUCCUGCUGUACGGCUCCGAGGUGAAGACGGACACCAACAAGAUCGAAGAGUUCCUGGAGGAAACCCUCUGCCCUCCUAAAUAUCCUCGGCUGGCAGCUCGCAACCCUGAAUCAAACACCGCAGGUCUGGAUGUCUUCUCCAAGUUCUCCGCCUACAUUAAGAAUUCAAACCCGCAGAUGAACGACAACCUGGAGAAGGGUUUACUGAAGGCCCUGAAGAAGCUGGAUGACUACCUGAGCUCUCCUCUGCCGGACGAGAUCGAUGAGAACAGCGCUGAUGAUGAUGUCACUUCCUCCCGCCCCUUCCUGGACGGUCAGCAGCUGACUCUGGCCGACUGUAACCUGCUGCCCAAGCUGCACAUCGUCAAAGUGGUGUGUCUGAAGUUUCGAGGGUUCUCCAUCCCUCGCUCGCUGACGUCUCUGUGGCGAUACCUGGACGCGGCGUAUGCCCGAGAGGAGUUCUCCUCCACCUGUCCCAGCGAUGAGGAGAUACACGUGGCCUACUCCUCCGUCGUGAAGGCGCUCAAAUAGAAGAACACACACUCACACACACACUCAUGUGCUUUAUUACCGGUUCUCUUUACAGAUUGUCCCCAUGUUUCAAUUGGUUCCUGUGUGUCGCGAGCACCAGAGCUUGUUUGCACUAGCAGAAGUCUCAUCUUUCAACUAAACGUGGUUUUAUAGUUCUUUUCUUUUUUUUAAACAGCUGAACUGCAGAGGUCAAAGGUCAUUUCUGCACAUACUGCAGUGAUACAUUACAAAAUAACAAAAACAAACUGGUUUUCAAGCUACAAAGUCAUGGCUUAAUCAAUAAGUACUCCACAGGAAUCCUGUGUGAUGUUUCAGCUCGUCUAAAUGAAUGCAUCAUGGGAGAAGAAGAAACUGAAACACAUGUUGUUAUUCAGUGAAAACCGUAUGAAUCAGAAUCCAAUUUGACUCUUCAUCUCUAAAUAUCACUGUCAGCGUGCUCUUUGAAAACACUCUUAUUUAUUGUGUGGGCAGAGUUUUGAAAUAUAUGCACAUUUGUAGUCUUCUGAAAAAGAGGAAACCAGUGAUGUUUUAAGUUGAUUCAGGCGGUUUCUAAGAAGACCUUACUAAAUGAUCUUUAUAAAUGGUAAACCCUCAGCCCUACACACACUUCUGUGUUCACUUCCUGUUAACCACUUAAUAGUCUCCUAACCCACUCUGCACUCAGAUGGCCAACACAACACCAAUGCAGAUAAUGAUGUGAGGAUCUUAGUGAUUAGAUGGAUGUUACAGCAAAGCCAUUUUCUUCCUGCAUUUCUAUUGUUAUUCAGCAAAACACUUUAUAAUAAAGUUGAAAUAAGAAAAAAGGAAA
Carassius gibelio (silver crucian carp) is the source of this 1824-nucleotide messenger RNA. Its product is annotated as chloride intracellular channel protein 1-like. The record is from RefSeq and is a predicted model, not a curated record. The transcript has 6 exons. NCBI's taxonomy places the organism in Eukaryota, Metazoa, Chordata, Actinopteri, Cypriniformes, Cyprinidae. Bases 291 to 1016 code for a protein of 241 amino acids.